Molecule: messenger RNA, 1048 nt
Organism: Annulohypoxylon maeteangense
Lineage: Eukaryota; Fungi; Ascomycota; Sordariomycetes; Xylariales; Hypoxylaceae
Exons: 2
Coding region: 118-990 (290 amino acids)
Molecular function (GO): NADH dehydrogenase (ubiquinone) activity
Source: RefSeq, a predicted model, not a curated record
ACUGUAUCUGUAAGUCAACUAUUAUUAUUCAAAGGUCCAUGACCUAAUUGCGAUUUAAUACUCAACCAGCUCCAACUCACCUACCACCAAUUGGCUCGCCUACCAUCGUCAUCGACCAUGGCGACCAAGCUCUGCCGAAGCAGGGCCUUCGCAUCAGCUCUGCGACCGGCGAAGCCUUCGCUCCCGUCCCGGAACGAGCAGGUCGUCCGUUGCAUCGCCUCUACUGCUCGACAAAAUGUCGCUAUGCCCAAGGAUGUUACGAACCCGAGGCAAGCGCCGCGAGACCACCCGAAAGAACUCAAAGCACCCCUCAUAAACCCCGCCGACAAAUAUUCCAACAAAGCCGAUGACCUCCAUCGCUAUGGAGCUUGGCUUAUGGGUUGCUUGCCCAAGUACAUCCAGCAAUUCUCCGUCUGGAAGGACGAACUGGUUAUCUAUAUCUCGCCUUCCGGAGUCAUACCCGUCUUCUCUUUCUUGAAGUACAACACAGCUGCCGAGUUUACCCAAGUCAGUACUAUUACUGCCGUCGACUUCCCCACCAGAGAUCAACGGUUCGAAAUUGUUUAUAAUAUGUUGAGUGUGAGACAUAAUGCGCGAAUCCGAGUAAAGACAUACGCCGACGAGGCAUCACCAGUACCAAGCAUUACGCCCUUAUUCGAUGGUGCAAAUUGGUACGAGCGAGAAGUUUACGACAUGUUUGGUGUUUUCUUCCUCGGCCACCCGGACUUGCGCCGAAUCAUGACGGACUACGGUUUUGAAGGACAUCCCCUCCGAAAGGACUUCCCUCUUACCGGCUAUACCGAAAUUCGAUACGAUGAAGAGAAGAAGCGUAUCGUAACCGAACCGUUAGAAAUGACGCAAGCAUUCCGUAACUUCGAGGGAGGUUCUACGGCAUGGGAGCCGGUCGGACUUGGUGAUGAUCGAAAGCCGGAGAGCUUUAAAUUGCCUACGCCCAAGCCCGAGGAAAAGAAAGAGGAACCUAAGAAAUAGAGGCCGGCUAUACGGCUUGUACAUAUCUGUGAUACAAUUGACAUCGUUAACUUGAGAA